Molecule: messenger RNA, 2058 nt
Organism: Phialemonium atrogriseum
Lineage: Eukaryota; Fungi; Ascomycota; Sordariomycetes; Cephalothecales; Cephalothecaceae
Exons: 1
Coding region: 1-2058 (685 amino acids)
Molecular function (GO): protein binding
Source: RefSeq, a predicted model, not a curated record
AUGCAGCUGAAGCGCCAGCGACCGCCACCCGCCGCCUCGGAAGGCGACGACGGGAGGGGGACGACCCCAUCCAAGCGGCCCCGACUCUCGCGGCCCCCGAUCGGGCGGAGGGCGGGACCGGACCUCCUCUCCGCGCUAUCCGACGAGCUGCUGGUGCGCAUCCUCUCGCUCCUGUCCCUGCCGCACCUGCUGGCCGUCGCGCCCGUCUCGCGCCGCCUCCACUCCCUCGCCGCCGACUCGCAGCUGUGGAAGGCCCUGUACUACGCCCGCUUCGUGCUGCCGCGCGCCAUGAGGAUACCGGGGUUUAGGGCCGCCCGCGACGCCAGCAGCGGGGGGGGAGGAGGAGCCGUGGGCGGCGGCGCGAGUGGCGGCCAUAAGCUGCACUACUCAGGCCGGCGGGCGCUGUGGGCGGACGGGCGCAGGGGAGGAUUGGUGGCGCGCGAGUCUGCAGGCGGCCAGGGGGGAGAGGGCCUCUGGGGUCGGGAUGCGCAGCAUGAUAGGGUCAACUGGAAGCGGCAGUACAAGCUCCGGCACAAUUGGGCGAGGGGGAAAUGCGCGGUGGAAGAGCUCAGGAUAGGCGGCGAAACGGCCGACGCGCACGAGGGCCGCAAGAUGCUCGUCAAGGUCGUCGAGGGCGUGGCCAUCACGGCCGACAGGGCGUCGGGGCUGCGCGCUUGGGACUUGAAGACGCGCGAGAUCCUGGCGCACGCCAGCCUCGGUAACAGCGGGGGCGGGGAGGAUUCGGCGCCGAGCUGCCUGGCCAUUGAUGACAGGGAACUCGACGAUAUGGCCAUCAGCAUUGCGGUUGGCUUUCUGGACGGCAGCUUUGGAGUCUGGCGACUAGACAUUAAGGGAGGCCAACUUGAACGGCAGUAUCGGCACCGGAAAUCCAUGAACGGCGAGAUAAUCGGGAUGGCGUUCUCGUACCCCUAUCUACUUACGGCAACUGAGUCGGUUCUCGUCUCUCUAUAUACCUUCGAAAUACCGGGCGACGGGCUUGAUGGCGGACCGGACUUGGGAGAGGGCACCCAGCGCGGACCCAGGCAGCGGUCAGAAAAGGCGCUUCCAGAGAGUCUCGGCGGUGUGGAGGGACCCAAAACUGACAAGGAGAGCACGUCCCAGACAGGGGAAGAUGUGUUGCCCGCACCAUAUCUAUUAACAUCUCUCGAGUCGCGUACCUCACGACCACCUCUGGCCCUGUCGAUACGGAAAACCGGCACUACGACAACUAUUGCCUCCAUCGCCUACACCUUCUCAACGCGCCAAGGCUGGUCGAUUGGCUUGCAAGACCUACACAUCAAGCACCGCUCGACAAAGCUCAAGGCAGCCCCCGAUAUCACAACCACCCGACUCGCAUAUACGACUCCGAUUGACUCCGGGUUGUCACCAUCCUACAGGAACCCAUCACCACCAGCAACGCCUCCCCGCCGACACGGCCAAACACCGGUCAACCCCGACUCGUCACGAACAUCCCCAUCAUCAUCACCUUCUACAUCACCACAACCACUACCCACACCCACACCCACACCCACCCCAACCAACCGCAGCGAGCCCGGCCCCACAAACCUCUGCUACACGCACCCGUACCUCCUGGCCACCCUCCCGGACAACACGCUCGUCCUGCACCUCUGCACCUCGACGGCCUCGUCGCUCAACGUCUCGCCGGGGAUCCGGCUGUGGGGCCACACCUCGGGCAUCAGCGACGCCGAGAUCACGGCCCGCGGCAAGGCCGUCAGCGUCAGCUCGCGCGGCGAGGAGAUGCGCGUCUGGGAGCUCGAGGGCGGGCGAAGUGCCGCUGGGUCGGGAGGCGGCGGCGGUGGCGAUGGUGGUGUUGGGGCGGGCCGGAGCGUCGAGAUCAGGCCCGGUGGUGGUGGCUACCAGUCGUCUUCGCCGCUGACACGCGCCGACGAUGGCGGGGGCGAGGCGGGGGAUGGCUAUGGCUAUGGAUAUGGCUGGGAUGAGAGGCGGAACUGGGUCGGGUUUGACGACGAGAUGGUGAUUGUGCUGAAGGAGAGGAAGGGCGGGGGGGAGAGUUUGAUGGUUUACGACUUUACGUAG